AUGUCAAUAUUUUUGUAUGGUAAAAGAAUUGAAGGAACAAAUGUUGGAUUCAUUUGUAAAUUAGUUAAUGUUUUGGAUAAAACAAAAUCAAUAAAAAAAUUUAAACUCCAAAGUAGAAUAUUGAAAUUCCAAAAAGAGUCACAAAAUAUAGGUAAUAUUGAAUGGGAUUGGAAUUGGGGAUGUAUAGACUUUAUUGAAUCAAAAUUAAUUACCAAAGGGAAUGGUUGUCUUAGUAAAGAUGAUAAACUUACAAUUAAAUUUAAGGUUAAAUUAAUUAAUAAUGUUAUUAACCCAUUUGAAUCGUAA
Messenger RNA from Dictyostelium discoideum AX4, 306 nucleotides. RefSeq lists its product as hypothetical. The record is from RefSeq and is a predicted model, not a curated record. The transcript is spliced from 2 exons. Bases 1 to 306 code for a protein of 101 amino acids. NCBI's taxonomy places the organism in Eukaryota, Evosea, Eumycetozoa, Dictyosteliales, Dictyosteliaceae.